GAGACACAGAAGCAGGCCAGUGGGAAUGGACACUGGAAAGGAGCCAGAUGAAAUAAGGGCAAAGACAGCUGCACAACGUGCAGAGAGAUGCCGACCAGAAUGAAAAGCAGUGAUUCAUGGAGCACUGCAACUUAGACACUCCUUGGGUUUCACUCUGAGAGCAACUGCAGGCAGGAUUUGGGUCAGUGAGAGCUGACAUCAAGAUGAAGGGCAGGCAGGCUCCUCCUCCUCCCUGGAGAUGUGGUGCCUGUCAAUCCCUCCUCUUAAUCCUUUCCUACUUACCCCGCCCCCACCACCCCGUCACACUGACCAGUGUCCUGGGCCUUUAAGAGGUGGAUGGGCUGAACUGAGGGAGAGAGCUCACACCUCUCCCUACCCUACUCCUUCUAUCGUGCUGCAACUCUGGCAGUGACAGCAGCAAGCUGCAGCAGAAGAGGGGAGGAAGCCAGAGAGUGCAAGAGGAGCAAAGGAGAAAAGAAGCCUGGCUGGGUUUCCUCGUGCCACAGUGGAAGUCAUCGCAGACACAGGAUUGCUGUCGCACCCACGGUGACUCUGGCACCAGCUGGUGGAGCAGUGGGUCAUGGCGUCCCUGCUGCAAGGCCGGCUGCCCAUCAAUCAAGACCUGCUGCUGAUGCAGAAAGGUAUGCUGAUGCGCAAGGUGAGGUCCAAAAGCUGGAAGAAGCUAAGAUACUACAGACUUCAGGACGAUGGCAUGACAGUCUGGCAUGCCCGGCAGGCCGGAGGCAGGGCCAAGCCCAGCUUCUCAAUCCGACGUGGAAACGGUGCGUGGGGCCAUGAGUCUGAGUUGCUGCGCAACCUGGCAGAGGAGUUCCCCCUGGAGCAGGGCUUCACCAUCGUCUUCCAUGGCCGCCGCUCCAACCUGGACCUGGUGGCCAACAGUGUUGAGGAGGCCCAGGUCUGGAUGCAAGGGCUCCAGCUAUUGGUGGACUUUGUCACUAACAUGGACCAACAGGAGCGGCUGGACCAGUAUCGGCAGAAUGAAAUGCUGAGUGAUUGGUUCCAGCGUGGAGACAAAAACCAGGAUGGGCGGAAUGAGUUUCGGAGAAGUCCAGCGUUACCCCUGAUGAUGUGGAAAAUGGACCAAGAAAUGCCUUACCAUCUCUUACAGACAGCAGACACAUCCCAGUCUGGGACUCUGGAGGGAGAAGUUGUAGAAUUCUAUAAGUCAUUGACUAAGCGUGCUGAGGUGCAGGAAUUGUUUGAAAACUCGUCUGAUGGGCAGAAGCUAACACUGCUGGAAUUUGUGGAUUUCCUCCAAGAGGAGCAGAAAGAAGGAGAACGUGCUUCUGAUCUUGCUCUGGAACUCAUUGACCGCCAUGAGCCUUCAGAUAGUGGCAAACUGCGGCACGUGCUGAGCCUGGACGGCUUCCUCAGCUACCUCUGCUCGAAGGACGGAGACAUCUUCAAUCCGACCUGCCUCCCCAUCUACCAGGAUAUGACUCAACCCCUGAACCACUACUUCAUCAACUCCUCCCACAACACCUACCUAGUGGGGGACCAGCUUUGUGGCCAGAGCAGUGAGGGUUACAUACGGGCCCUGAAACGGGGGUGCCGCUGCGUGGAGGUGGAUAUAUGGGAUGGACCUAACGGGGAACCUGUUGUUUAUCACGGACACACCCUGACCUCUCGCAUCCCGUUCAAAGAUGUUGUGGCCGCUAUAGCACAGUAUGCCUUCCAGACAUCAGACUAUCCAGUCAUCUUGUCCCUGGAGAACCACUGCAGCUGGGAGCAGCAGGAGAUGAUAGCACACCACCUGACUGAGAUCCUGGGGGAGCAGCUCCUGAGCACCACCUUGGAUGGGCAGCUUCCCACUCAGCUGCCCUCCCCCGAGGAGCUUCGGAGGAAGAUCUUGGUGAAGGGGAAGAAGUUAAGAACACUUGAGGAGGAUCUUGAGGAAGAGGAGGAAGAGCCAGAAGAGUCUGAACUGGAGGAGCAGGAGGCUGAGCUGGAGCUGGAGGCCCAGUUUGAAUCUGAGCCCCAGGAGCUGAGCCCUCGCAGUAAAGACAAAAAGAAGGCCGCCCUGCGCAUAUGA
This is a messenger RNA of Sus scrofa (pig), 2053 nucleotides long. NCBI's taxonomy places the organism in Eukaryota, Metazoa, Chordata, Mammalia, Artiodactyla, Suidae. The record is from RefSeq and is a predicted model, not a curated record.